GCCAAAAAGUAUAUAUGCGAUAUGUUAAGCUCGUUUGAAGUGUCAGAUCUUUCUUAAAACUCUUGCAUGAUUUGCUAUCCUUCCCAACCUUUGUUUCCACCACAGGAUUCAUUUGAAAAAUAAAUUAUAUCGUUGUUGCCGUCAAAAAAAUACUAUGUCGUUGUCUGCUGAUUUAUUCUCUUCCGAUGGUUGUGGUGGCUGUUUAGCAAAACACAAAGUUUCAAAAUUUUCUAGCAAGACUCAGUCAUCUCUGCUGUGUCUAGACCCGUUCCCUACGAAUGUGUUCUUAACUUGUUAUAUACUCCAGCACACAGGGCCAGCCACAGGGGUGUUCGCUUGUUGCCGGAACAAAUAUCCAAAGGUCAGAGUGCUACAGGCGUCCAGGGGCAGGGCAGAGCUCUCGACUAAAUAUCCAAAUAUCCAAAGUACUUCCUAACUAUCCAACCAAGGAGUAUGGAAGUGCGGUGUCUACAGCUUGGACUAGUCUGUCUUCUGCUUAUGUUGGCGUCACAGGACGCCCCUGCUCUUGCGGUUCCUAACUCUCAAUGCCAAAGGCAGUGUGGUGGCGUUGACAUCCAUUACCCAUUCGGCAUAGGUGACAACUGCUCCCUGUCACCAGGCUUCAAUGUCAGCUGUGAUGAGGUACAAGAUGGCAUCCCGAAGCCAUUCAUCGGUAGCGUCGAGCUGCUCAAUAUUUCCUUGAUUCAUGGCACAAUCCGGGUGCUCAACCCCAUCUCAACAUCCUGCUACAACUCCUCUUCCGGUCUCAUGGAGGGUAAUCCAUGGUUGAUCAACGCUACUGAUUCUCCCUAUCGGUUCUCUGACGUCCACAACAAGUUCACUGUCAUCGGAUGCAACACCCUUGCCUACAUCUCGGGUAGCGACGGCACAGGCUACCAGAGUGGCUGCGUCUCGACGUGCAGCAGUCUGUCAGACUUGGCUGAUGGUUCCUGCUCUGGCAUGGGCUGCUGCCAGACGGCUAUACCCAAGGGGAUGGCCUAUUACGAUGUUGGCUUCGACAGCGGUUUCAACACAAGCCAAAUCUGGAGGUUCAGCCAAUGUAGCUAUGCCGUGCUGAUGGAGGCGGAAGCGUUCAACUUCAGCACAUCAUACAUCACCACAACCAAGUUCAACGACACAAGCAUGGGACGAGCACCCGUGGUCAGUGACUGGGCUAUAAGAGAUGGGACGACGUCGUGUGAGGUUGCCAAAAGGAAUGAGACGGGCACUUACGCGUGCCUCAGCACCAACAGCGAGUGUGUGGAAUCCCCCAACGGGCCAGGGUACCUAUGCAACUGCUCCAAAGGGUACGACGGCAACCCGUAUCUUCCAGAUGGAUGCCAAGAUUACAAUGAAUGUAAAGAUAUAUCGUCAUGCCCCUCAGGCAGCAUCUGCCACAACACGAUAGGAGGAUACCGGUGUUCGUGUCGAACAGGAAGGAAGUUUUCUGAGCAAAACAAAACAUGUGUCCCUGAUACUGGCCUCAUCAUAGGAGUUACAGUUGGCUUUCUUGUUCUCGUGAUUUUCUCCUUCUUUGGAUAUAUGAUUCUUCAAAAGAGAAAACUGAACCAAGUUAAACAAGAACAUUUUCGACAGCAUGGAGGCGUGCUCUUGUUUGAGAGGAUGAGAUCAGAAAAGGGUCUUGCUUUCAUUGUGUUUAGUGAAGCUGAACUUAUACAAGCCACAGACAACUACGAUAAGAGCAGAAUAAUUGGAAAGGGAGGCCAUGGGACAGUCUACAAAGGGAUAGUUAAGAACAACAUGCAGGUUGCAAUUAAGAGAUGUGCACUGAUCGACGAAAGGCAAAAGAAGGAAUUUGGUCAAGAAAUGCUAAUACUGUCCCAAAUCAAUCACAAGAACAUUGUCAAACUCGUGGGUUGUUGCCUUGAGGUGGAAGUUCCGAUGUUAGUCUACGAGUUCAUCCCUAAUGGCACACUAUUCGAGCUUAUCCAUGGGAAGAACCAAGCACUGCAAAUCUCGUUUAGCACCCUGUUAAGGAUUGCUCAUGAAGCAGCUGAAGGACUCAAUUUCCUCCAUUCAUAUGCAUCUCCUCCGAUCAUCCAUGGUGAUGUGAAGAGUGCCAACAUCCUUCUUGAUGGUAACUAUAUGGCGAAAGUGUCAGAUUUUGGAGCCUCCAUACUAGCACCAUCCGACAAAGAGCAAUAUGUCACAAUGGUCCAAGGUACUUGUGGAUACCUCGACCCUGAAUAUAUGCAGACAUGCCAACUCACAGAGAAAAGUGAUGUCUACAGCUUUGGUGUUAUCCUUCUUGAGGUCCUCACUGGCCAAGAGCCUCUCAAGUUGGAUGGACCUGAGACGCAAAGAAGCUUGUCAUCAAAUUUCUUGUCUGCUAUGAAGCAGAACAAUCUUGAUGCGAUCUUGCCAAGCCACAUGAAGGGACAAGAGAGCAAUGAAUUGAUCAGAGGGCUUGCAGAGCUAGCCAAGCAAUGCCUGGACAUGUGUGGCAGCAACAGACCAUCGAUGAAGGAGAUUGCCGAUGAGCUUGGUAGAUUGAGGAAGCUUUCGCUGCAUCCUUGGGUACAGAUCAAUGUAGAGAUGAUAGAGACUCAAAGCCUUCUUAGUGGAACACCAACUGCUAGCUUUGAAAUAGAAGCCAGUACAACUGGGUAUCCUACACAAGAAGGUGAGAACCUGCCCAUGAACCCAAGAAGUUCGUACUAUGCUAGGUGAUUAGCAUAUGUUGUAAUGUAUUCCAUUGAAACUUCUACUGCUGGGACAUUUGCGAGCUAGUUGUUCUACUAUCUAAUGUGUAUAUACUGUUACAGAAACAAAGCUCUGCCUAUAUUUACCCAUUCAAGUAUGUAUAUGUGUUUCUGCGCAGCACAUCUGCAACACAUAAUACUCCAUGACAACAAAUUUAUAAGUUGUUUCUUUAGAUAAGUUUAUACAUCUGAAACAUUACACAUGUCAAUAGUUGUAAUUUAAUUUGUAGCAUUCUAUGUUUAUACGCAAUACUACUAUAUAUAGAAUAAUUCAAUGUAGAAAAUACAUUCAA
Sorghum bicolor (sorghum) is the source of this 3016-nucleotide messenger RNA. RefSeq names its product putative wall-associated receptor kinase-like 16. The transcript has 4 exons. Gene Ontology annotation, cellular component: plasma membrane. Lineage: Eukaryota; Viridiplantae; Streptophyta; Magnoliopsida; Poales; Poaceae. Gene Ontology annotation, molecular function: polysaccharide binding; calcium ion binding; protein serine/threonine kinase activity. Gene Ontology annotation, biological process: cell surface receptor signaling pathway; protein phosphorylation. The record is from RefSeq and is a predicted model, not a curated record. The coding region runs from base 454 to 2691 and encodes 745 amino acids.